Messenger RNA from Penicillium verrucosum, 288 nucleotides. Its product is annotated as ankyrin repeat domain-containing protein. Bases 1 to 288 code for a protein of 95 amino acids. The transcript has a single exon. The record is from RefSeq and is a predicted model, not a curated record. Gene Ontology annotation, molecular function: protein binding. NCBI's taxonomy places the organism in Eukaryota, Fungi, Ascomycota, Eurotiomycetes, Eurotiales, Aspergillaceae.
AUGUCACUGAUGCCUCUUUUGCAUGUCGCAGCUCGGAACGGGAACUGCAGUAUGCUUCAGACCCUGUUAGAGCAUCAGGCAGGCGUUAAUGAGUGUGACGCACAGGGACGCACUGCAUUGCAUUUCGCAGCCGAGCAGGGCCACGAAGCAGCUGUCGGGUUGCUGCUAGAUAAUGGGGCUGAUAAUGAGAUGUGUGAUGAGGAUGGGAAGUCGCCACUGUUCCUGGCAGUUAGUGCGGGUUAUACUAUUGUCGUGGAUACCAUCCUCAGCCACCGGAAGAAACGUUAG